UUAUCGAUAGGCACAGAUAAACCACGAUGACUCGAUAGUGCCAUCGCUGAUUUUCCACCUCUAGACACCAACAAACGUAACACAACAAUACAAAAAUAAAAACAAUUAAAAUUCCUUAAUCAAACUUAAAUGUGCUUCAAUUAAAUUGCGAGAAUCUGUGAUUCGAGAAUGUUACGAUCGAUCCUAUUAUGGUAAAAUGCCGGUUCAACCAAAAACAGAUCGGCAUGACUAACGAUGAGAUUGCGGAGCUGAUUUAAAUGGAAAACUUUAAAAACAACAACGAGCCCAGUCUGGUGAUAACGACAAGAGCGAAAACUAAACUAACAAUUGCAUGCGACGGGGAAAGGAAAUGCGGAGAGUGAAAGCGACGCAGAAUCGCCAUUAGAAGCUGGUGGAGAUCGGCUUACCGAUCGUACCUAAGAAGAUCUUAGGAUCGUCAUGAAUCAGGCAUUCAUUAUGGAGCGCCCUUGCAUGGACAGCAUGGUGGCGUUGGACCAUAUGCAGUUGGUGAACUACCAAGAUCAAAUAGAUGGGAUGGAGCAGGAGCUUAACAGCAGGUUCUCCGUCGACCUGUGGCGGAACGAGUGGCCCGAAAUCGUUAAUUUAAUAUGCAUGCUGCCCAAUGGUUUCCUCACAGUACUCACCACCCAAUCCACGACCACCAUCAGCGACAUCAAGGAGAAGCUGGUCCAAAUAGCAAAGCAGAUGCCAUUGGGAUUCUUGAUCAAGAAGGCCUGCGACUACCAAGUGUAUGGCCUCUCAACCUUCAACAUCGAGCCCUACAUAGAUGAGACGAAACGUAUAUGCGAAGUCCAGCCCUAUUUUGGACUGUUGCGCCUAAGCGAUCGGACUGAUGACACCAGCUUCUCCAGCGACUAUGAGCUGGCCAAGUUAGUGAGCGGGAUGAUCGGGAAAUCCUUCGACCACCAUCGAACGCUGGGCACGCCUGAAAUCGACGACUUCCGACUAAACAUGACGCAGAUCUGCGACAGCAUUGAGAUGGAGCGCUCCGUCUACACUUGGCAGCAGUGGCUGCUCUACGAGUACCCCCUGCGACUGGCCAACUCCACAAAGAUGCCCCUACUCAUACGCGAGAGGCAUCCAACGCGCACGUUCCUGAUUGUGGUAAAGAACGAGAAUGAUCCUAGCACAUUCACCUUGUCCGUCAGCGAACAGGAUACACCGCUGUCCCUGACGGAAAGCUCACUGCAGAAGAUGAACCGGUCGCAGAUGAAGAUGUACGACCGAGCCUCUGACUACAUACUCAAAGUUAGCGGCCGGGACGAGUACCUUUUCGGAGACUACCCGCUUAUCCAGUUCCUGUACAUCCAGGAAAUGCUCUCAGACACAGCGGUGCCAAAUGUGGUAUUACAGUCGAUAUACCGACUCGAGCCUUACAUAAACCACAACAAUGAUCAGAACAUGGUGCCGAGGCGAUUGCCGCCAAAAAAGAGGCCAGCAAUAUUGCCGAAAACACCGACAUCGCUGUGGGACAUGGGCAACUACUUUCAGUUUACGUUGCACAGUAUCGGUAAUGUCAACUACGACAAAUCUCGUGCCCUAAAGGUGGGUGUGCAUGUGGGUCUGUUUCACGGCGAGCAGAAGCUGUGCGCCCAGCGUUCGGCUGACGCGCCCAACAGUGGCUCCGACACGUUCCUCUUCAACGAUCUGGUGAUGAGUUUCGACAUUCAGAUGCGCAACCUGCCACGAAUGACUCGGCUCUGCAUAGUUAUCUUCGAGGUGACGAAAAUGUCCCGUUCGAAGAAGUCAUCCAACAACAAGGACAACUCCUUGAAGGACGUCUCCUACAACAAGAACCCACUGGCCUGGGUGAACACAACGCUUUUCGACUAUAAGGAUAACUUGCGGACCGGCAGCCAGACGCUCUACACUUGGACGUAUGCGGACGACAUCCAGUCUGACGAAGUUUUCCAUCCGCUGGGGACCAUCGAAUCGAAUCCACGCAAGGAGGAGUGUGCCUUGUUGCAUCUCACAUUCCACGGCAACGGAACGGGAUGCGUGCGUUACCCCACCGAGGAUGCUGUGCUGCAAUACGCUGCUGAUCGGGCGGCAGCUAGUCUGCGGGAAUCUCAGCUGCAGCAGCCACAGCAACUGGCGGAGAAACCCCUCAAGGUGCUUAAGGAUCUUCUGGCCAACUACUCCGGUCUGGAUAAGAUAUACGAAAUGGUUGAUCAGGAUCGCAAUGCCAUUUGGGAGCGAAGAAAUGACAUUAUGCGAGAGUUACCCGAAGAACUUUCCAUUCUGCUGCACUGCGUCUAUUGGAAGGAGCGCGACGAUGUAGCAGAUAUCUGGUAUCUUCUCAAGCAGUGGCCCCUCAUCUCCAUUGAACGGUCGUUGGAGCUGCUUGACUAUGCCUAUCCCGAUCCCGCGGUACGACGCUUUGCUAUCCGGUGCCUGCAAUAUCUCAAAGACGAGGACCUGUUGCUUUACCUCCUUCAACUGGUGCAGGCCAUCAAGCAUGAAUCUUAUCUGGAGAGCGACCUGGUAGUGUUCCUGCUGGAGCGAGCACUCCGCAAUCAGCGCAUUGGACACUACUUCUUUUGGCAUCUGCGCUCCGAGAUGCAAUCCCCUUCCAUGCAGACCCGUUUCGGUCUCCUAUUGGAGGUUUACCUGAAGGGCUGCAAGCAUCAUGUGGCGCCUCUGCGGAGGCAGUUGCAAGUGCUGGAAAAACUAAAACACAGCUCUGUGAUUGCCAAGAAGGGCAGCAAGGAGAAGGUCAAGUCGCUGCUGCAGGACUUUCUGCGAGAUCAACGAAACACGGGAAUCUUCCAAAACAUAUUAAAUCCUCUGAAUCCUAGCUUCCGCUGUAGUGGCGUUUCGCCAGACAAGUGCAAGGUGAUGGACAGUAAGAUGCGUCCUCUCUGGGUGGUGUUCGAGAAUGCAGACAAAACCUCCAACGAGGUCAGCAUCAUCUUCAAAAACGGCGAUGAUCUGCGCCAGGACAUGCUAACGCUGCAGAUGUUACGGGUGAUGGAUCAGCUAUGGAAACGAGAUGGUAUGGACUUUCGGAUGAACAUCUACAAUUGCAUCAGCAUGGAGCAACGGUUGGGCAUGAUCGAGGUGGUCCGGGACGCAGAGACUAUUGCCAACAUCCAAAAGGAGAAGGGAAUGUUUUCGGCCACGGCAGCAUUCAAAAAGGGCUCCCUCUUCAGUUGGCUGAAGGAGCACAAUCCGAACAGUCUGAGCAAGGCCAUCAACGAGUUUACGCUCAGUUGCGCCGGAUACUGUGUGGCUACAUAUGUCCUUGGCGUGGCCGACCGACACUCGGACAACAUAAUGGUUAAAAAGAAUGGACAGCUCUUUCAUAUCGACUUUGGCCAUAUCCUGGGACACUUUAAGGAAAAGUUUGGCGUGAAGCGCGAGCGGGUGCCGUUCGUCUUAACUCAUGACUUCGUGUACGUCAUAAACAAUGGCUGCAACGAUCGCGAGGCCAAGGAGUUUUGCCACUUUCAGGACUUGUGCGAGAGAGCCUUCUUAGCUUUACGCAAACACGGCUGCCUUAUUUUAUCGCUGUUCUCAAUGAUGAUAUCAACGGGACUGCCAGAACUGUCCUCUGAGAAGGACCUGAACUAUCUGCGUGAAACUUUAGUUCUUGACUACACGGAGGAGAAAGCACGUGAACAUUUCCGAGGAAAGUUCAAGGAAGCUUUGGCCAACUCCUGGAAGACCUCUCUCAAUUGGGCCUCGCACAACUUCUCCAAGAACAACAAACAGUAAACAGACAACUGAAUCGACUUGAAAAUCUUAGCAACACAACCCCCAUUCUCACGCACACACACAAACCGCCUCACCCCGUCUAAGUGGAUCAACCUUUCUUUUCCGCCUGCCUGCCUGCCUGUCUGCCUGACUGCCAGCCUGGCUUUUUGUGCCUCUGGGACAGGCGUAGUACAAUUUUUAAUCCAAUUCAUAAAGUUCAAAGCUAUGUGUUCACUAUGUUAGGCCGAAAUAAAAAAAAAGAGAAAACCCCCGCCCAAACCCAAUCACACCCCACAACCAAACAGGCAACCCCUUGACCUAUAGCUGAUAAUGUCGUCCCCCAUAAGUGCUCCAAUAUAUAAUUUACUGUUAAAUUUGUAAAUUUAGAAGCGUGUACGUGUAUACCAACUAUUGUAACUUAAAUCAUUUAGUAGCCCCGCAUACCCCACGCAUCCUAUCAAGUGACCCUUGGACCCAGAAAUUGUUUUGUUGUCUAAUUAAUUUGUUGUUGUUUCAACACCCACACCCACACACGUGCACACUCGCGCAUACAUGUGCAAAAAAAUUGUAUCCUAUUAUACUUUAAGAGACAUUAUACCUUAAGUUUACAAUAUAUAUAUGUUAACGAUUUCGAGCCCCCCCAGAUUAUAAUUAUUUGUGUACUAUAAUUUUGUGUCUGCUUCUGUUGCCAGCAACGAGACAACAUGUUCAUGUUUUCCGGUUUCUUUCUUUCAUAAUGUUAUCUAAUAUUUGUAAGUUACAGAUUGUAACGUAUUUUGUAAAUCACUGGAUAAUUACAAUUAAAUGAAACAAUAUAAAUACAA
This is a messenger RNA of Drosophila ananassae, 4541 nucleotides long. RefSeq names its product phosphatidylinositol 4,5-bisphosphate 3-kinase catalytic subunit delta isoform (gene Pi3K92E). Gene Ontology annotation, cellular component: phosphatidylinositol 3-kinase complex; plasma membrane; cytoplasm. The transcript has 8 exons. Bases 439 to 3738 code for a protein of 1099 amino acids. Gene Ontology annotation, molecular function: 1-phosphatidylinositol-4-phosphate 3-kinase activity; 1-phosphatidylinositol-3-kinase activity. The record is from RefSeq and is a predicted model, not a curated record. NCBI's taxonomy places the organism in Eukaryota, Metazoa, Arthropoda, Insecta, Diptera, Drosophilidae. Gene Ontology annotation, biological process: cell migration; phosphatidylinositol 3-kinase/protein kinase B signal transduction; phosphatidylinositol-mediated signaling.